Molecule: messenger RNA, 4107 nt
Organism: Jaminaea rosea
Lineage: Eukaryota; Fungi; Basidiomycota; Exobasidiomycetes; Microstromatales
Exons: 1
Coding region: 343-3972 (1209 amino acids)
Source: RefSeq, a predicted model, not a curated record
CCACGACUUCGCGCUCGACAUUCGCCCUCACGAUGGUUGUCUCACAUUCAAGCAGGCAAUGCGACCGCAAAGAUGUGCUCAAGGAGGCGGCAAUCCCAAAUGCUGCUCGAUCUGCGGACCGACUCGCUCGUAGCGGCCCUGGCUAGCAGCUAGGACAGAGAUGACUGCGCAGCCAAAUGUCGAGCGGGUGCCUGACAAGAAAAGCAAUCACCAACUCGGGCCCUCGGCGGCGACGCCGUGCAGCUUGUCAGCACUCUGCCUCUGCAUUUCAUCAAGACGUUGGCUCUGCGGCUGCUUCCUUUCCUACCUCAUACUCCUCGUAUCAGAAUCACCACACACACGAUGGACUCCUACACGCGGCAUUGCCAUUUCGAUGGGGAGGCCUACAUUCACGUCUUCCUGCCUCCAGCUGAUCCUCCUCCCAUAGGAGGCGACGUUCUACAUGCUGAAAUCGUCCGCAUUGAUGCACCGCCCGGCGUGUUCAUCCCACCUUUUACCGGCGGACCUUCCAGCGUCCCUCCUCCUCGAGGCGAGCCCUCGCAUGUGACAUCGAUCAUCAUCAGAGGUCGCUACGUGGACCUUUACUUUGCCGCACCUGUACCGCAAACAUACGAAAGGGAGGAACGUUACACUAUGCCCGUCGCUCGCAAACUGCGCACCGACUCGGGUCCUUUCCCUAACCUCGCAACCUCGACGCUCAUGCCCGCGCCCUCAACACCCCGCCGCGCUGAGCCGCCCCUCACCACCGCACACCUCCUUGAGUCCUCUUCAUCCUCCUCGUCCUCCUCUCCCUCGACUCUACGCCAGACUGCUCGCCCCCUCGUCACACCCAUCGACACUCGCGCGACUUCACGCCAGAGCGCUCGCCCCCUCAUCUCGCCCGUCGACACUCGCACGACUGCAAACGUUGCUUCUACAUCUCAGCGCGACCCCUCACCCUAUGCUCGCGCCUCGAUGCCCUUCACACCCGGGAUGGCGCCCAGCGAGGCCGGCAGUCGCUCGUCAUCGCGCGUGGCUAUUGACAGGUCCACCUUGCAAGGGGAGCGUCAGACGCGAGAGGUCGGGGCUGGUCCAGGCUCUCAGGAGCCAGCGACGGCGGCAGUCAUCACAAGGGAGGCUGGCGUGGCUCUUGAGGUAGACGCAGAGGGCGGCGACAGUGGGAGCACAGCGCCCACCGCCGUGAAGGACGAGCGUGACCGCCAGGCUGCAGACGCGGCGCAGGAACAGCCUAGACAAGACGAGGAGCGCGCACAGGCAGAUACAGGCGGUGGAGACAGCACGUUUGGUCAAGGCGAUGACGAGAUUGCUGAACAGGCGGCAGCUCUCUCAAGACAGGUAGACGCUGUACACCUUGAGAGACAAACAGCCAGCACCACGCCUCACGCAGCGACAGGGGAGCCGUCGUCGAGGAUCCCGCCUGCAGCCCCUCACAGCGCACGCUCCUGUUUCACGACACCAUGGCUGCCUCCGACGCCAGGAUCAGCCGCGCUGCCAAAUCCAACUGCCGCCCAGACUAAGCGUGAUGAUGCAGGAGACAUCAGACGCUUGCGCGAGGCCAUGGUGAAUUGCCGCAGCCUCGAAGCUCUUGAGUCUGCGACAGGCGACGUCAGCACCUCCCACUUCGCGCGUUGGACAGAGGCACAGUUUGUGCAGCGCAGGGAGUCGUCGGGCGGGAGGAUGUUCAUGGCCGAUCUCGAGGCGGCCUGUCACCUCGCCAUCAUUUUUCUAAUCUUCCGGGCACAUCUGGGCAACAAAUCGGCGGUCGACCUCAGGAUCUUCCUCUCCUCCUUCUCCUCUCGUGAGCUGGCACUCUUCAUCUUCUGCCAGGUGAUCUCCAUGGCCCCAUUCUAUGCUCGCACGCCGCAGGACGUCCGCGACAUCAUGGCGACCAUGAGCGAGCUCAACGCUCGCAAUUGCAACUCCUCUGGCACAUACAUGCUCUUCAUCGAGACGGAGAAUGCGCGCGGGCCUCAAUACGAGAGCGUGCUCUGGAAGUACACGGGGGAAACCAAUUGGCUGGCUCGACGGGCUGGCGAGCACGAUCGCGAGAUCCAAGGAAUCCUCAAAGCGCAAAAGGAUGGGACCCAGGGCGAUGUCAAGGCCGGCCGCAGCAGGAUGAAGCUGCUCUACAGGGAGAAGAUCCUCGACUGGUGGCCCGUCAUCCUCACUCGCGGCCCAGACACGCGCGAUCAGCAGGUACGAGUCGACUGGCUCGAGGCAACAUUUCAGCGCAUGGGAGGAUGUGAGGCUGCGCCUGGCCGAAAGCUUGUGGACAUGGGGAGUAGGCGCUGCGUGUCGUACAACGAUCGCUCUGAAUUCAUCGACCGUCAGAACCGCGCUGUCUGCGAGCAUGCCUUCACGGCAUUCUUCGGCAGUGCGACGGAUGGCUACGAUGAUUGGGACCUCUUCGCCGGCGCACGCUACGACGACUAUCCCUUUGCGCGAGCGAAUCGCGACCCUCCUUCACUGGGCUUUUCGGAUCUGCAAGGAUCCCUCGCGUCAAAGCUGCCGGACUCCAUCAGACCGGGCAAGAAGGGUGUGGCAACCGCGUUCGACACAGCCGUCGUCAAGCGCAACGCCCCAUCUUUCCACACCUCUGUCCUCCGCUCUUCAGCGCCAUCAGCACAAUCAUUCACCUCCUCGCUUUCUCGUCGUCACAUUUAUCAUCCGGGCCGCCUCACCAUCAACUCCCUCCCUCAGGCCCAACUCGACAGUCCCUCCUCAUCUCAUCCGCCCAACCUUCCCGGCGCUCCGGCAGCUCCGACUCCUGCGUCUCGUCUCCCUCGCGCCCCUGCCCGCCUCCUCCCUUUGGCUCAGGCUCACCAAAGGCCCAUCCGCAUCAGCGACGACGAUGUGGAUGACGAAGACGGCAGCGACGACGAGGAGCUGCAGUCGUCGAAUGACGCUGUGGCCGCGCAGGAGGGCCCUCUGCACCUGGUCUAUCGCAAGCCGAUCGACAAGGUGCAGUACGUCGACGACCUCCCCUCGGUCUCGACGGGGGCAGAUCUUGCGGGCGUGGCCUGGCGCGUGGACGAGGGGAAGCAGCUCUUGUACCGCCUGAGUCCCUUCUCGGCUGAGGAGAGGUACAAGACAUGGAUGGCCAUCAACCAGUCCUCCUUCGCUGCCAGGGUCAGUAGCGGCGUCCUGCGCGUCAAGGUGGCGCCCUCCCUCCCCACCCUCGACGUGCGCCUCAAGGCGACGUUCCCGAACGGCGACGCCUUCCUCAUCCUCAGGUCGCGGCAGAUAGCGGGAAGAGUGGUCCAGCCAAGGUCCGCAUCGGCGCUGGCGUCGUAUGUGCUGGACCGCUACGAGGUCACGCUCUUCUCAAAGGCGGCUCCCGGCUCCUCCCUCCGCAUCGAGCCCAUUGCGGAGGACAUCGGCGCGCAGUGGGAGGAGGUCCUCUGUCCCAUGGGCCUCGUCGCCGCUAUGAGGUCGCAGGAGGCGGUAGCCUACAGCAAGACGGAGAGCUUGCUGAGCUGCGUCGGCGUGCGUCUUCGUGGCGCGGGGAGUCGAAUGGCCUUGGGUGCGGGGAGCAGGGACGGCUGGAGGACGUUGAGGCUGCCCGGCGAUGAGUUUGCUCACGCCGAGUUUGGGACAUUCGGCGAGCCCGACCGCAGCACCCUCGUCACGGAAGUGCCAGUGCCGCCCAGCUUCCGCCAGCAGGACGUGGUGCACGCCAUCUUCUCUGUUGGUCCCGCCAACAGGAAGGGCUUCUACGACCAGCUGCGCGUCUGCUUCGUGGCGGGAGACAGCGUCGCGCCUCUGCCUCGCGGGUCGAUGCAGGCGGUAGCGCCGGGGACGAUGGAGGAGUGGGCAAUCUGCUACCUCCUCAACCUCGCCAUCCUGUCUCGCGGCUGCGUGCAGGCGAACCUCGUCGUGCCCAAGGGUGAUGGGGUGAAACCGUGGGAGUCGCCAAAGAGGGCGGCGCAGCCUCUGCCGGACGUGGGUGGGUCGAAGAGGAGCAGGCGAUGAGCGUGCGUGAGGGGCGGGCCUCAUUCUUUUCUUCUUUCUCUUCGCUUCUUCCUCUUCGCUUCUUUCUCUCCGUCGUAAUCUCUUCUCCGGGAUCGUUUUUGUCUCGCUCGUCGAUCAAUCGUCACUCUCGUUGGC